Molecule: messenger RNA, 2030 nt
Organism: Daphnia magna
Lineage: Eukaryota; Metazoa; Arthropoda; Branchiopoda; Diplostraca; Daphniidae
Source: RefSeq, a predicted model, not a curated record
GGUUGAGCUCAGUUCUAUCCGGACCUCGGCAGCCGGCAGACGUGGUUUUCUCUCCUCUGCCGCUACACGAAGCCGCAGCAAAUUUUGAUUACCAUUUUUAUUUGCCAUUUGGCGAACGACCUUGCACGCGUCUACCGUGCAACUUCAGGUGCCCUUUUUAAAAACUGAACGGCUUUUUUUUAAAGGGAGGCUACACUCUCGGAUCAAGUGCUACUAUCAAAUUCAAUUCAAUUAAGAGUGCUGGGUCGCAUUAAGAACGUGUAUGUCUGCGCGAGGCGCCAUGGCAUUCGGAGAAAGUGCUCGUCAAAACACAAUCAGCAUCGGUGAUGGGUCAUCCAUCGUUCAUCACACGGUGAAAAGUGAAAUUCUGAGCCGCUGUCCGGCCGGUUCACCAUUGGCUGCGCUGGUUAAAAACUUCAGCAAAGGAACGCGAAACAAUCACGGAAUGAGAUGGUGUCCAUCGACGGACACUAAAGGACGGGACGGCCAUUCUUUCGCCUACAUUUUGCACUACUUGAGUACGGGUGAUCUGAUCUAUCCGCUUCACGAAGGCUUCCAUCGAGUCGAUGUACUGCUCAAGGAGUUGACCUUCUUCGGUCUGGUGGACGACGUCAUCCGCUACGCAACGCAGGAGGGAUCUGCCCGCAGUAAGCAGAACAGACGACGAUCUAUCCUGUUCACGACUCGCGACACGGACCGCAAAGUAGAGACACUACCCAAAAGAGUGUCAAUGGCUAAAUGCCAAAGCAUCCAAGAUGUCCAUUUCAUCGGCGGCUGUUCCCUGGGCCGAGUGGCCGGCGUCGAGGCCAUCCAAAGCGUCAGCAUGUCCGACUUGAACACGGAACACGGCGAAUGCGAAAUUAGAGAUCAACCGUCGACGGACAAAUGCAACCGGACGACUAACACCCAGCACGCUCAUCGCUUUCUAAACGCAAUCAAACGCUAUUUGAGUCUCAAAUCAUCCGGAUCCAACCAACGUCAAACUGGAAAUAAACGACAGUCAGAUGGAGCGAAUAAAUCAGCCACCAUCUGGAGCCCUCGGCAAGUCAACACGGCCGGCGGAGGAGUAUUCCGGCCUAGUUCAGCUCGAGGAUCAACCUUAAUUCUGAUUGCAACGCCGGAUAGUGUUACAGUUUUCGGACAACGACCUCACCUAGAAUUAAUGCUUCCGGAUUUCCCCAUCGAAGCUCUGCGGAGCUUCAGUUCAGCAUUCAUCGACAGUAAACUCGUUUACCAGCCGGACGACAAUUCCAGCAGCGGAGACGUUGACGGCUAUUCUUCCUCGUCGUUUACAUCCGGCUCUUCGCUACCCAAACGGGCCAGUAGCAGCACAAGUAGUGAAAGUACUGCUACUAGCAUACCCAGUAGCGCCCAUUCAGAUUUGCUCGUCCGUCUCUACCAGCGGCACAUCCAACCGCUCGGCUUCGUGGUCACCGUCCAGUCACAUUGGCGUGCAAUCGAUUCGUUGGAGACUCAUCACCAGUGGCUAUUGCACAAGAAACACAGCUCGAAGCAGUCGAACGGAACGAGCAGCGGAAGGAGGAGACACACCCACGCCGGAAUGGCUGCCGCCAUGUCAGCCACAACCAUCAACCAAACCUCCGUGACUCGAAGAGCAUCCGUGCUACAACGCCUGUUUAAUAAGAGCGCCCUAACACUUCACACAGACCUCUAACAAGCAAUUAGCUGAUUGAUCAACUAACCAAUUUAAGAAAGAGGAAAAAAUAAAAAUUAUUUUUUUUUCAACCUUCCCCACCCACAACCUAUGUUGAUAGUGUACAAAAUUUCGAUAUAUUUUAAGCAAAGGAAGCCUUGAUGAUAAUAUUACCAAGGGCAAAUACUCGAUUAGCUACUAACGUCGCAAUAAAUGUUGUACGAAAGAGGAAAAGUAAACGGAAAAUCGAAAAAAAAAAAAAGAACUAUUUCCAUUUUUAAUUACGAAAUUAUGUCUAUCGUCCCUGUUUUGUGUCGUUUUAUGUACCUAUUCAUCCUCCCACUUCCUCUUCUAUACACGCUUGGUGAAAUCGUAA